AAAAGGAUAUUUUUGAAGGAGAUUACCUGAGAAUCUGGUGCUAUUACAUUCGAAAAUAUCUGCUUCAAUUAUUCUAUAAACUCACAUAUCAUCACUGUCAAUUUUGUAAUCUUUGCGUCUUAUUAGGAAUGUUUAUAACUGCAAUAAGAUCACGUGAUCAAGAAAUACUAUUUUAGGCUUGUUCUUUAACUCUUGUUUCCAAAGAAGUACACCCAAAAAGGAAAUUAUUUAAACUAAGUAGUUUUGAUCACUAAUCAAAAAAGGAAUGCUUUUUAUUCUUUAGAUUAUGUGGGUUAUUUAUACGCUCUCUAGUUAUUUGUACUAUAUCCUUUUUGGUCCUUUUCUUCGUUCUUUGCUUCGUUUUAUGUUAGGUGAGAACCUUCUUCUUUUAUUUGCGUUUGCUUCUUUUCGGAAUUUCAUUUCUAGUUCUAGCGGCAAUUCUUGCAUGAGUUGUGUAUUACUUGCAAUGUGCUUCGUAAUUAAUCUCGGCUCGACAUUAAUGUCAUGUGUGCAUGUUUGUUUUAUGUCGCUUCUUUGUUCUCUUUCGCAAUUUUUCUGGUGAUUUUAUUAUGCUAACAAAUCUUCAAAUUGGAAUGGUACAUGUCUCUGAUGUUCCUUGUUUGUCCUACUUCUUCCGUAUUUUGUUUCAUGAUACACCAAAC
Gilbertella persicaria is the source of this 662-nucleotide messenger RNA. RefSeq lists its product as uncharacterized. The record is from RefSeq and is a predicted model, not a curated record. The coding region runs from base 287 to 562 and encodes 91 amino acids. The transcript is spliced from 3 exons. Lineage: Eukaryota; Fungi; Mucoromycota; Mucoromycetes; Mucorales; Choanephoraceae.